AGAGACGCACAAACUAUGACACAAACGGAAGAGCGGAACUCAAACUAAACGGUAAAUUGAAAACAAAAUCCCCACUUUAUAAUUUAGUUUCAAAUCCGUCACCAGACAAAAAGGGGAAAAAAAGAAGAAGAUGAUGGAAGUCGCUCUCGCGAGUCUCUGACACACUCCGAGACCCAAUUAUGCUCCCACUGCUCUCUCUCCCUCUCUUUCUCUUCGGUAAUCACCGUUCAAUUCUGUGGUCUUCAGUGCGGUUAACGAAUCGGAAAUUCGCUUUGCAACGGCGUCAUUUCUCAGUGUCUGUUUAAGCUGAACCGAGCAAUCUUUGGCCUGCUUCGCUCUCCGAUUGGCUGGGAUUUUUUUGGGGUGCUUCUUUCGAAUUGGUAGCGGUUUCAUUAUUUGGGUGGUAAACUGGCUAUGGAUUACGAGCCGUACGAUAGCAGUGGAACAGAUGAUGAUCUUCCUCCAACACAUCAAAACAGAAUUCCUCGAGGAGGCCGUGUUGCUGGGAAUGGAAGAUCUGCCGUGGGCUCCGUCCCAUAUCCCAGGAUAUAUGGUGAAACUGAUAUGGAAACCCAAAUCCACCAACUUGAGCAAGAAGCAUACAGUUCAGUUUUAAGAGCCUUCAAAGCUCAAGCCGAUGCCAUUACUUGGGAGAAGGAAAGUUUGAUAACAGAACUCAGAAAAGAGUUGAGACUAUCAAAUGAGGAGCACAGAGAGCUUUUAGGACGGGUUAAUGCAGAUGACGUCAUACGGAGGAUAAGGGAGUGGAGACAGGCAGGUGGCCAUCAAUCUGGCAUGCUGAGUACAGGUCAAGCUGUUCAUGAUCCUGUACCCAGUCCCACUGUCUCUGCAUCUCGCAAGAAACAGAAGAUAACCCAUUCGGUACCUUCACAAUCCUAUGGUGGGCCAUCUCCACCAUUUCACCAACCAGCUAUUGCUACAUCUCACCAGCCAUCCUCGUCGACAGCAAAGCGAGGAUCACUGCCAGGACCCAAGGCAAAGAAGCAGAAAGCUGGUACAGUCUUACCCGUUGCGUCUUCAAUGAAGCAGUACCCUCUGUCCGGUCCAAGUGGGAGGGGUCAAGUUGCGAAUAGAGUUUCUUCUGCUGCUGUUGCGAGUCAGCCUCCUGAAGGAGCAACAUUGGAUCCAUUGAUUGGGAGGAGAGUGAGGACCAGGUGGCCAGAUGACAAUAACUUUUAUGAAGCUGUCAUAACUGACUACAAUCCUGUUGAGGGGCGACAUGCUUUGGUCUACGAUAUUGGCUCAGCGAAUGAGACAUGGGAGUGGGUCAAUCUUUCAGAGAUCUCUCCUGAAGAUAUUCAAUGGGUAGGGGAGGAUCCUGGAAUCUCCCAUCGAUCUGGUUAUGGUGGAUUCGGUCAUGGGAUUAAUAGAUCUGUAGGCCACGACAGUAUUCCAAGUGUAGGACGAGGUAGGGGGGUUACAAAGGGCCAUUCCAGAAAAGAUUUUCUGCCAUCACAAAAUGGCAUUGGAAAGAAGGCCCCAGAGGAUAUAAAAAUUCUUCAGACAGAUACUCUGAUCAAGGAGGUAGAGAGAGUUUUUGGUGCAAUUCAUCCAGAUCCUCUUGAAAUUGAAAAGGCCAAGAAAAUGUUGAAGGAACAAGAACAAGCACUUAUUGAUGCAAUUUCAAGGCUUAAUGAGAUUUCUGAUGGCGAAAGUGAUGAGGGUGGCCACCAAUUCUCGCUUCGGCAGUCAAUGGAUCGAGAAUGAUUAGGGACUGGUUCUGACAGUAAGCAGCAUGGCACAUGCUCGUGGUGAUAAAAGGUUUGGAGGGUUAUAAGAUGGCCAGUGAUGAGACUAAAAUCAAACAUCUGAUAUUAGAGCUACUUUCUAGGAUAAUGCCAAUCUUCCAAUUUAAUGAAAGGAAACAUUAAAUUUAUUUUAGCUGGGUAGUAAUUUAUUUGUUAACAGCAAGAGUUCACGUAGGAAAGGCUGAUGCUGGUGUACAUUGCUUGAUUAGUGACUAACUGAUCAUGUACAAAAUUCUCACUCGGGCCCCCCCCCCCCUCUCUCUCUCUAAAACGCAAUUUAAUGAAAGGAAACAGUUCUUAAUUGUGAUGCACGUCGUGUGGUCAAAAAGGGCUCCCUUUCAUUUUGCUCCGGUGAUUAUCUCAAGGAGUAAAUUAAAAUUAAAUGUGGUUAUUCGUAAGGAGUAGAUUGAUGAACGUUGCAAUUUGAAACGAGAAAAAAUUGAUGCAGUUUGCUGUGAUCAGGCAUUGCUACCUAUAAGAAAGAUGAGCCUUUCAAUUGUGGGUAGUGUCCUUUAGAAUUUCAUCAGAAGCUUAUUGACAGUUGCAAGACAGUGGAUCAAAAUCCAGUGGACUAAUGUGGAUGUUAGUUGGGACGCUUGAAGCGGAAUAACAUUGGACGGCCUACCACUUCGUACGAUCUUUACGAUGAAGUCACCAGUAUACAAGUGCAAAUGGGAGCGUGACCUUUGAUUUUUGGCUGGCCUGGCUCAAGCUCAAGCUCAAGCUCAGCUUCGUUCGAUGAUUCGGGUGUAAAACAAAGUGUGCAACUUUGUUUAAAAUCAUCGAGAUCAAACUGUUUCGAUUAAAAUGCUCUUUUAGGGAAUUGGGAAUUUUUAAGUCCCCAACUUUUGCGGAUCGACGCCAUUAAAUAAAUUUGUUGUGCUC
Juglans regia (Persian walnut) is the source of this 2654-nucleotide messenger RNA. Its product is annotated as protein EMSY-LIKE 3-like. The record is from RefSeq and is a predicted model, not a curated record. Gene Ontology annotation, cellular component: nucleus. Gene Ontology annotation, biological process: defense response to fungus. The transcript is spliced from 10 exons. NCBI's taxonomy places the organism in Eukaryota, Viridiplantae, Streptophyta, Magnoliopsida, Fagales, Juglandaceae. The coding region runs from base 415 to 1728 and encodes 437 amino acids.